Messenger RNA from Arachis duranensis, 1122 nucleotides. RefSeq lists its product as uncharacterized. The transcript has 3 exons. The record is from RefSeq and is a predicted model, not a curated record. NCBI's taxonomy places the organism in Eukaryota, Viridiplantae, Streptophyta, Magnoliopsida, Fabales, Fabaceae. Gene Ontology annotation, molecular function: RNA binding. The coding region runs from base 330 to 926 and encodes 198 amino acids.
CAGGGUGUUGGCAACAGAGAGGGUGGUCGAAGAAGUUGGCAAAGGCAAUGGCGACAGUGUGGUUCCAAGACAAUCUGUGGUUCCCAAAAAUAUUGUUGCUACUCAUUGUAAAUACAGUAAAAUAAAUUGGGGCAAUUCUUUAAAUAUUUUGGGCAGCUCCAUCAAAUGGAGAUAUUGUGGACAACUCCAUCAAAUACUUUGCCAACAGUCCGAAUUCACAACUCAAAACGCAGUUUUGAACGAACGCAGGGAAGAAGAAGAGAGUGACUCUCUCGUGCAUCACGGAGAAGAACACAAGAAGAACCGUAAUUGAAGCAUUUUCAUCUCAGAUGGCAUCAGCAGCAGAGAAGUAUGCUUCAUUUCAGGAGAAAGUGACUAGAACAGUGUUCCUUGACAACCUUUCACCCCAAGUCUCUGAAUCUGUCUUGAGAAGUGCUAUUGAGCAGUUUGCAACAGUAAAAAGUGUCAAGUUCAUUCCCAACUACCUUGGACCAAGAAAUCUGCCGCAGUGUGCAUUAGUAGAGUUGGAUUCCUCCAAGAAGGUCAAGGAGGUUAUCACCAUGAUAGGGCAGUACCCGUUCAUGAUUUGUGGAAUGCCACGGCCGGUAAGGGCUCGUCUUGCUGAGGCAGAAAUGUUUGAUGAUCGGCCUCAAAAUCCUGAAAGAAGGAUAAGGAUUCGCUGGUUGGAUCCAAAUCACCCGGAUUUUGAGGUGGCAAAGGAAUUGAAGCAUCUUACGCGCCAACAUGCUGCAGAACAUGCAUAUGCACAAAAACUGCAACUACUUCUUGAAGAAAACCUUGCCGAGCAACAGGGAGAAACACUUGAAAUGCAUUACAAAAAGUAUAAAUUACUUGACAGCGUUGUAUCUGAUGGAACUGCCAAGCGUCUGAAAGAAUGGUAUAAUCUCCGUGGUGCAGUUGAAUGAAGGCUUCUGUUAGGUUUAACAUUUCAUGUACAGGCUUCAAUGCUGCUAAUUCUACCAAAGAAAACAAUUUGUAAAUAUGAUGCUUCCUUAAGAUGCUUUUUUAGUUUUUCAUUUUGAUUGUGGUCCAAAUUACAUUUUGAUAGAAAGUUAUCUUGUGAACUUUCAAAUUAGACGGGUUAAAGUACAACAUAGUGUU